UUUGUCUGGCUUCUGUGGAGGUGAACAACAUGAACCUUUUAAUAAAAAGGUCGAAGCUCAUGAUGAGAACCGGCAGAGGGAUGUGAAGGAUUCCUGCUCUUGGAGCCCCACACCGACAAGAUUAUGAAGAUUUGAUAUUUCUGCAGGGAAACACGGAGCUACAUAUUGAAAUCCAGGAUUAGUUGCCUUUUCAUUUCCUCUCCUCGGCCGGGCCUCGACCAUGAGGCUAGAGCGCGGCCGGCGGGCUUCUCUGGCACUCACCCUCAAUUUUUUGGCGUUUGCUUUUGCCCUGUCAGCGGUGACCACCAGCUACUGGUGUGAGGGGACCAGGAAGGUGCCCAAACCGUUCUGCACAGGGCCGCCAAUGAAGGUGAAGCAGUGGUUCUGCAUUCGCUUCAACAGCUCCAACAUCAACGAUAGCCGCCUGGUGCAGUACAUCUUUGAGACAGGAGAGGAGAAGUUCCUCAUGAGGAAGUUUCACACAGGGAUCUUUUUCUCCUGUGAGCAGGCCGCCGACAUGAACGGCUUUGACUGUCGAGAUUUCUCAGAGAUUGCACCUGAACAUGAACGAGGUGUGCUGUGGUUGUGUAUUGUGGCAGAGAGCCUGUACCUCACUCUCCUGUUCGCAGGGGGCGCUCUGAUGGCGUUGGAGCAGUGUCCCUGUUUCAGCAUAAUGAACAAACUGAAGCUCAGUGCCUUUGCCGCCCUGUGCACUGCCCUGUCAGGCCUUUGUGGGAUGGUGGCCCACAUGAUGUUCACCACCAUCUUCCAGCUGGCUGUAGCUAUGGGACCAGAGGACUGGAGGCCAAAAACCUGGGACUACAGCUGGUCUUAUGCCCUGGCGUGGGGCUCUUUUGGCACGUGUAUGGGUUCUGCAGUGACGGCGCUCAACAGGUACACAAAGACCAUCAUAGAGUUUAAAUACAAGCGGAGAAACAUCGAGAAGAAUCUGAUGAUCAAGCAGAAGAUGAUAGAGCUUGACCUUCCCGAGCAGGUGUGGGACAUGUACUUGACCUCCGACCCCGCCGACACCCCGGACCCGGAGGCUCAGCUCGACCCCCAGCUCAAUGGACACAAACCAGCCAACGGGACAACAUAUGAGGUGGAGCAGGAAGACAGCGCAGAGACACAGGGGGAGGCGUACUGCUGAAACACGGACUGUCUGUCCUCCUGCACCGGGACAGGGUCAGGGUUUUUCUGGAUCAGGAUCCACUCCACCCCUGGAUUUUAGUUUCUCUAACAGGACAAUACAUGUUUGUUUGAGGAUCAGCACAGAUCAGAUGUGUGUCAGUAAACCCGAAUGAGGAUUGUUUUCUUGGAAAUAAUGUGACAUGGUGUGAGACAACAUGCAUUCAUUUAAUCUGACCAUGCGAUUUUAUCUGUGGGAGGAGAGAGAGAGAGCAGAAUGAUAAAUGUCUUGACAAUGAUCCUCGAGGACGGGCAGGAAAACGAUCACAUUCUUUAUGACUGUUUUUAUUACGUUUUUUUCUAUAUGUUAAGUCUCUUACAAUUUGACUUAUCUGUUUGUCUCUGAGCUGUGGUCAUUUCUCAGCUGGACAAA
Labrus mixtus (cuckoo wrasse) is the source of this 1561-nucleotide messenger RNA. RefSeq names its product germ cell-specific gene 1-like protein. Bases 221 to 1150 code for a protein of 309 amino acids. NCBI's taxonomy places the organism in Eukaryota, Metazoa, Chordata, Actinopteri, Labriformes, Labridae. Gene Ontology annotation, cellular component: plasma membrane. The transcript has 5 exons. The record is from RefSeq and is a predicted model, not a curated record.